AUGUCUACAACACCAAUGCGCACAACCUACCGCGCCCUCCUCCGCGAACUCCCACGCCGCAGCCUCUCAACCCCCUCCCCACUCCACCAACAACUACGUGCGAUCUUCCGCUCAAGUCCAUCGGUAUCCUCAUUCCAACCAGAAUUGAAAUCCAAUGUCCUCACCUUCUCAAUCCCAACAACAGACGAGGAACGGCUCAUCCGCGUCCAAGAAGCAGACCAGCUCGCUCAGUAUGCCCGCGCCCAGCGCGUCUACUCUGAGCUCGUCGAGCGCUAUAACCCUGGUGCGGCUAUGGAUGAGGAGGAGAAGAUUCGUCUUACGGCUAGACGGGUUGGGUUUGAGUUGCCUGACUUGCAUGUUCCUGAGGAGAAGUGA
Penicillium roqueforti is the source of this 375-nucleotide messenger RNA. Its product is annotated as LYR motif-containing protein. Gene Ontology annotation, biological process: mitochondrial proton-transporting ATP synthase complex assembly. The transcript has a single exon. NCBI's taxonomy places the organism in Eukaryota, Fungi, Ascomycota, Eurotiomycetes, Eurotiales, Aspergillaceae. The coding region runs from base 1 to 375 and encodes 124 amino acids. The record is from RefSeq and is a predicted model, not a curated record. Gene Ontology annotation, cellular component: mitochondrial matrix.